GCGCGUGGGGUUGAAACGCUCAGUCGAAUCGCGACACCCUGCGUCGAAGGGUCGAGCGCGCGCGACAGAGUCGCUCUUCUCUCGUUGCUGACCGACGUCGGGGGAUCCCCUGUCUCCCCCGUGAGAGCUUGAUGUGCGCGGCAAACAGUGUUAGCCAUAGGCGUCACUUAUUUUCAUUUCUUUUCCGUGCGUAAUCCUUCGAGAGGAGGAGGGAAAACUCAACUGCUCACGAUCGACAGUCUUGAUAAAUUAAAAAAAGAACAAGGAUACCGAGGAGCUUGUCAGACGCUGAGACGCUGAGAGCAGGAAGUCGAGCAGCUGCCCGUCGUCGGCCGAGACGUCGGUUCGUACGAUGCGAGGAGAUUAAUUUCUCGACGAAUUACCAAGCGAGAGUGCAUCUUGCCGCAGAGCCGCGAUUCCGCUCCACGGUCAGUGCGUAUAUCCCGGAGAGUCCGAAGGCGAGCAUGAGUACCGCACAUGAAACCGGAGAGACAUUCCCGCCGAGGAGCCAGCAGUGAUACGAUUUCCCAGCGGCAGGGGCUACGAUCGCGGCAUGUCGACGAGCGAUCGCGCGCGCGGCUAAUCGGACGCGAGAGCGGGAGUCUGCUGCUGCACGUGCGUGGCCGCGUAUCCGCGACCGCGGUUGAGAGAGAGAGAGAGAGAGAUCGCACUGUUCGCCCGGUCGGGAUCGCACCGAGGUGGCCGCGGCUGGAGCAAGGUCGUGUCAGGGUCGCGGAAUCCUGGGGAGAAUGUGGAGGAAAGACGUGACGCUCGCCAGGUUGAUCGUCGCCACGCUGAUUUCCCUGUCGGACGGCACCGCCGCCGGAAGCUGCAGCUCCGCGAAGCUCUGCUGCCAGGGCAGGGACUCCGGCUGCGUCAUACAGAAGGAGUCGCCGAACGCGAUUAUCCAGAGCCCGCGCGACAAGCCGUGCUACUGCGAUCACGCUUGUCUCAAGCUCGCCGAUUGUUGCGACGAUUUCAAGGAGACCUGCGGCGUGGUGGACUGUGCGGUGAGCGAAUGGAGCCCGUGGAGCCCGUGCGAUAACGGAUGCGGAAGUGGCACUCAAAGACGCAGCCGGGUGAUCGAGAUCUCGGAAAAGAACGGCGGGAAGCACUGUCCUCGCUUGGACCAGGUCAGGACGUGCCGUAGUUUCCAGACAUGCCACGCCGGAAUUCGCUCGCAGCCGCACGCUAAAAGUGUGACGCUUCUUGCGCUCUUUCCGGGCGAAGGCAACAGCACGGAUGUGAGGAUCAAGGAUAGGACCGUCGAUAAAAGCGACAGCUGCGUCGCUUUUACCAUUGUGCGGGUCUCGAGGGCUUGCAGCAGGAUCUCGGAUUUGCUCUCAGAAGGUUCGCGAAUCUGCGUGGAGCGUCCCGGACGGAACGAGAGUCUCGACAGAUACGUGGGAAUCGGCAAGUGGAAGCUGUCGACCGACAUCGCCGGCAGCGGUCGUCGCGGCCGGCCGACUAAUUCGACCUGCCACGGCAAGUGGAUCGGCGAUUCGCGACUCCUGGUGGACUGUCACGAUCCGCGAUGCACGCAGACGAGCCGGCCGCCGCCGUACGCCUCGCAGUUGUACCGUGGCCGAAGUCGCAGGGGCGCGAUCACCCAGGCGGUCGUCGGCAACGCAGACGCAGACGACGGCGCGUCGAGGGUGCGGGACAGGCUGAUGAGAAGACGAAGGAGAGGCAGGCGACGGAAGAGGAGCCGGAGAAGAAGACGCGCCGCUGUCGCGGAACGGUGAACGUUCUCCGCAACUGUUGCCGCUCACGCCAGCGUCACUCGCGUUAGGAGUCACCUCCCCUUGCCGCCCCUUCUCUCCCCCAUGUCCUCACGUUGGUUGUUAUACAGGGUAUAUCGUAACACAGGACCCACUUCGGGGGUGGAUUCUCCUCCGAGGAACUCGGAGUCGACUUCUGCGUCGAUCGCGAAU
Messenger RNA from Harpegnathos saltator (Jerdon's jumping ant), 1934 nucleotides. RefSeq names its product somatomedin-B and thrombospondin type-1 domain-containing protein. The transcript has 5 exons. The record is from RefSeq and is a predicted model, not a curated record. Bases 750 to 1745 code for a protein of 331 amino acids. Lineage: Eukaryota; Metazoa; Arthropoda; Insecta; Hymenoptera; Formicidae.